This is a messenger RNA of Loxodonta africana (African savanna elephant), 4495 nucleotides long. RefSeq names its product ER lipid raft associated 2 (gene ERLIN2). NCBI's taxonomy places the organism in Eukaryota, Metazoa, Chordata, Mammalia, Proboscidea, Elephantidae. The record is from RefSeq and is a predicted model, not a curated record. Gene Ontology annotation, molecular function: cholesterol binding; ubiquitin protein ligase binding. Bases 4 to 1023 code for a protein of 339 amino acids. The transcript is spliced from 11 exons. Gene Ontology annotation, biological process: SREBP signaling pathway. Gene Ontology annotation, cellular component: endoplasmic reticulum; endoplasmic reticulum membrane.
CUGAUGGCUCAAUUGGGAGCAGUUGUGGCGGUGGCUGCCAGUUUCUUUUGUGCAUCUCUCUUCUCGGCUGUGCACAAGAUAGAAGAGGGGCAUAUUGGGGUAUAUUACAGAGGCGGUGCCCUGCUGACUUCCACCAGUGGCCCUGGUUUCCAUCUCAUGCUCCCUUUCAUCACAUCAUAUAAGUCUGUGCAGACCACACUCCAGACAGAUGAGGUGAAGAAUGUACCCUGUGGGACUAGUGGUGGUGUGAUGAUCUACUUUGAUAGAAUUGAGGUGGUAAACUUCCUAGUCCCAAAUGCAGUGUAUGAUAUAGUGAAGAACUACACGGCCGACUAUGACAAGGCCCUCAUCUUCAAUAAGAUCCACCACGAACUGAACCAGUUCUGCAGUGUACAUACACUUCAGGAGGUCUACAUUGAGCUGUUUGAUCAGAUUGAUGAAAACCUCAAACUGGCUUUGCAACAGGACCUAACCUCCAUGGCUCCUGGGCUUGUCAUCCAAGCCGUGCGGGUGACGAAGCCCAAUAUACCUGAGGCAAUCCGCAGAAACUACGAGCUGAUGGAAAGCGAAAAGACAAAGCUGCUCAUUGCAGCCCAGAAACAGAAGGUGGUGGAGAAGGAAGCCGAGACAGAGCGGAAGAAGGCCCUCAUUGAGGCAGAAAAAGUAGCUCAAGUUGCAGAAAUCACCUAUGGGCAGAAGGUAAUGGAGAAGGAGACUGAGAAGAAGAUUUCAGAAAUUGAAGAUGCCGCGUUUCUGGCCCGGGAGAAGGCAAAGGCCGAUGCUGAGUGCUAUACCGCUGUGAAAAUAGCCGAAGCCAACAAGCUGAAGCUGACCCCUGAAUACCUGCAGCUGAUGAAGUACAAGGCAAUCGCUUCCAAUAGCAAGAUUUACUUUGGCAAAGACAUCCCUAACAUGUUUGUAGACUCUGCAGGCAGCCUGGGCAAGCAGUUUGAGAAGCUGGCUGACAAGCUGAGUUUUGGCUUAGAAGAGGAGCCCUCAGAGGCAGCCACAGAGGGGAACUGAAAAUGUUUUUAUACAACCUCAGAUGACACUUGAAGAAAUCUUUAUUUUUUAAUGAUGAACCCAAUUGUCCCCUCCUUCCCGUACUACCUUCUUUGACUCGCUUCGAGGUACUGUGGUGAAAAAGAAGAAAUGAACUUAAAUCUACUCCCCUUCCUGGUAAGGGGGGUGGGAAUUGAUGAUAGGAGAGUUUAUUCGGGUGGGUGGGUAAUUUAACUUCUGAUAAGAUUUGUACGCCAUUUCACCUUGGAUCUCCAGGCACUAAUUUUGACCCUUUAAAGCUGGCUUACUUAGGGAUGCUGUCAUUAAGGCAUAGGGAAAAUGUAGGAUGUGGCCUCCAGGUGACUUGAUUUCCCUUAUUUGGAAAAACGUGGUCCAAUUUUCUCACCCCUGACUCCAAGGUGGGAGGUGUGAGUGGAUGGGAGGUGUCUGUGGGUGGGAGGUGUCUGUGGGUGGGAGGUGUCUGUGGGUGAGGCUCAGCAACUGAGCGAAUAUGUGCUUGUAAGUUUGCCAGUAGAGCUGUGGAGAAACAGCUGCAGAGAAUGUUUGACUUGCCUGGCAUUUUUGUCUGUACACGUGUGAGUUAUUUUCAGGGUGUGCUGUCUCGAGCCCUCAUAAGGAAGAACUGGUGCUACGUUUUGCAAGGUUUUCUGUACGCUCCCCUUCUUGCCCAAGAGUUUAAAGAGUAUGGUGCUUUCUGACUACAUUUCCAGGGUCAGUGCUUGGCACCACCACACAGUUCUUUUUGGAACUUUUCACCUAUUCAGAGAUUGGUUUUACUCCCUCUCAAUCUGUUUGCUGGUUCCAGUCAGCAUCAAGAAGACAGGUACAAAAACUCAGGUGUCUUCACAGUUGCUGAAGGGGAGUCGUUACAUCUGUUAGCCAUAUCUGCCUGGCAGAUUAUGUAUGUACCUUGAGACCAAGUGCCUCUAUCGUUGUGGAGAUUCUACACUGAAGAUUUCUGGUACCGCGUACAGAAGAGGAAGAAAGGUCAUCCAAGAGAUUUCCUAGUCUUACUGCCUAUGGCUUGUGCUGGGAGUGAGACUUGUCCCAUACGGUGAUAAAAAGGGAGCCCUUUCCCUAAGUAGUGUGUGUUUUUCAACUCAGGGCUCUAAUCGGGUCAGACUGAAUGUCAAAUCUCUAGAGACAGCUGUGAGUGCAAGGCCAAGUUCAUGCCAUGCCCAAGCCCCUGGGUUGGAAUGGCUGCAUCAAGAUCAGUUUAAAAUGUUUAUUUUUCCUUACUGCUUGGGAAAAUUUCAGCCAUACUGGGAGAUCCAGGGUGGGGGAGCGCAGAGAUGAAAGAAACCUUCUUAUAUCCAGAAAUGAGUGCUGGGGGAGGAGGCCAUUCUAGCUCUUGAGCUGUGUAUAGCAGUGUUAAGUGGAGGACAGUUAUAUGGAGUUAAUUUGCAAGGUAUUGUCCAUGACCAGGAGCCCUGGUGGCACAGUGGUUAAGAGCUCAGCUGCCAACCAAAAGGUCAGCAGUUUGAAUCCACCAGCCGCUCCUUGGAAACCCUAUAGGGCAGUUCUGCUCUGUCCUGUAGGGUUGCUAUGAGUCGGAAUGGGUUGGGUAUCUAUGAGCAACUCUGGCUUAGGAUUUCGCCUUAUUGGCUGUCCUCUGAGACUCCCGCCAUACCCCUCCUCCCGAGGUGAACGAUAUGAAUGCUGGUUUCUGGCAACAGAUCCCCACCUCAUAUUUGGCCCCAUUUGCACAUUUCUGGCUUAAUAAAUGGCCUUUUCUCAAGCUGGAACUCAGGCAAGCUUGCUCCUAAGCAGUACCAGGCCUGUCAGGAGUUUGAGGAGGAUCCGUCCUACAUAGGAAGGCACAGACCACUAACUCCCCUUACUUCAAAUAUUGCUCUUCUCUGUUCUAAUUCCUGGGACUCAGAAUUCUCAAGCCAGUCAUCCUGGUCACACUUUGCGCAGGCAUCAGAAGGUUCCUGGGGAGUGACAAAUGUCAACGUGCUCAAGAGUUCUUGCAGCAGGUGGUCAGUCUCCCAAGACCAGUAUAGGGUGUCCCUAAGAUGCACUCGUUUGCUCCCAUUUCAAUGCCAUUGGCCACUUGGUAAGAGCAGUGUGGCAGGUCCGGUAUCCCUGAUGUACGUCUUUGCCUGCUUCUCCCCUCUGAUCUCUCGCUGCAUGGUACGGGCCUCAGAAAACACUGCUUCACUGCAGUAGAAUCAGGAGCAGGCAUACCUGAAGCUCUCUCAGCAGCACGUUUUGCUCAGGUUCCUAACUUGAAAGUCUCUCCAGUACUAACACCUGGUGAUAGUUUGUCCAUUGCACUAGAUACACUUUGACCACAAAAGAGCCUCAAGAGUAAACUCCUGCUGCAACUGCCCUACCCGCUCUGUGUUACUGUCACUUCCUCAGACGAAAAAUAUGAAUGUUGUACCCACUGUCUUAAACCCAGUGGUUGUCUGUACCUGCCUGAAAAGUACAAUCACGGAAUUUAACUUUCCUUAGCAUAGGGCAAGUAACCCAUCUGUCUGUUGUGGGUUUUUUUUUUUUUUUUCCCAACACUUACUAGAAAAUCCGAUCUUAAAAGUCUGAAUUCUAAACACACAAACUGUGACAGCCUGCGAUUUUGUAGGCAGUAGAGUCAUGGCUGCUAUUUAUAAAUGGAACUCUUGUUCCGAUCAAAGUAAAUAACUUCAAGAAAUUAAGUUUUUGUAGGAUUUUCCAAGGAAAAGUCACCUUGGUUGAAUGUUUCUCAGUCAUUAAACUUUGCAGAAACAAUUCAUAGUCAUUGCUGUUUUUAAUCACUUUUUUAAUAUGAGGACAGAAUGUCUGCAAGGAAGCCAAAGUUUGUUAUUAAUUUUUAUAUGACAAAAGUAAAAUAGAUUUAGAGGAAUCCUAUGAUCAUAGUAAGUUGAGGGGGGGGAAUCACUGAAAGAAUCUUAGCAUUGUAUUCAUCAAAAAAACAGAUGUUUUAGAAAUGAUUUGUAGUAAUUCCUGUGAAUCUAUGUAUCUUUCGGCCCUGAUAACUUUUAUCAUUUAUAGGGAGGAAAUAGCAAAAGUAAGGUGAUGGUAUUUACCCCCUUGACUUAGGCAUGUAAGCUUUACUUAGGAUAAACUGUACCUUGGCUAGUGGCUGUUCUGUGUCUGUAAACUUAACCACUGCUUCCUUAGUUCUAGCCGAUUGAGGUCUAGGCACUGUUUCUAUUGUUUCCUUAUAUAAAGAGGUAGUAGCCAAUCAUUUCGUGUUUGUAUUGCCAUUCCCUUUUAUUUCGGCUUUUGUGUAGGCUGGUGAUUGAAUAGUCAGCCUGAUUCUACUUUCAAAGAGCCCUGAGGGCUUAAUGACCCCCCCUCGUAACUGGGAAAUUAUUGUUACACUAAUCAUUCUGUAAAUGAUACUGCUGGAGUAAUUGCCUUGAGUUGAUAGCUGGAGGAAUUGUUCUGGACAACACUAAAGGUCUUGUGUGAAUUUAUGUCUUAGUUUUAUUUCCAGUCUUGCUAAAUAAAAUGAGUCUUUGUA